Oxyura jamaicensis (ruddy duck) is the source of this 5278-nucleotide messenger RNA. It is a transcript of the gene STAT6, whose product is annotated as signal transducer and activator of transcription 6. The coding region runs from base 2018 to 4624 and encodes 868 amino acids. The transcript is spliced from 22 exons. NCBI's taxonomy places the organism in Eukaryota, Metazoa, Chordata, Aves, Anseriformes, Anatidae. Gene Ontology annotation, biological process: regulation of transcription by RNA polymerase II; regulation of cell population proliferation; defense response. The record is from RefSeq and is a predicted model, not a curated record. Gene Ontology annotation, molecular function: DNA-binding transcription factor activity, RNA polymerase II-specific; RNA polymerase II cis-regulatory region sequence-specific DNA binding.
GCGGGGUCCCUCACAGCCCCGUUUCCCCUCGCACAGCAAAGAGGUGGCACCAAGAGGUGGGUGCUGCUCUCGUGAGCUGCUAGUGGUGGACGGGUGACAGCGGCGGGACGCUUGGCAGCUCUCACUUCUGGGAUGUGGACUCGGCUUCCCACUGCCCGCGGAGCGAGCAGAAAGCCCAUGCUGGGGAGCGGGGAGGUCAGCGAGCCCCCUUGGGUGCCAGGGCCCGUCCUGCCUGACCUCCUGGCACCGCGUCCCCACUGCCGUCAAGGACGAAGCCUGGCGGGGUGGGGAGGUAGGAAGAGGGGGCUCGGGGCGGAGCUGCCCCCCUGCGCCAUAUCCUGCGCCGCCAUUGAGCUGCAGGCGCCUCGCGGCCACGGGGUUUUCCCAGGCAGCAGCUCCCAGCCCCGCACGCAGAUGGCCCAGCCGCGCGGGAGGGGGCCCUGUCCGGGGCUGCCUCCACCCGGUGCCUUUUCGGGGGCACGGAGCCCCGCUAGCGGGGGAUUUGUGCGUCUGUGGCGGCGUGGGCACGCUGCCCGCGGAGCUGGGAGCUGCGCCUGUCGGCACGGGCGAGUUGCAGGGCUGGCGGCCCGGGGCUGGAAGCUGCGGCGGUGGCUGCCUUGCCCAGGGGCCGAGGCAGUGUCCCCGUCUCACAGGAGGGGUGGCCUCGUCCUGAGGCCUGGGUCUGCGUCCUGGGGCCUGCCACAGUGCUUCCUCUUCUCGGCGCUGCAGAUAUGUUGAUAGGGCAAACACCACGUGGCCCACCAAGCGCCAGCUGGUACUGCAGAGUGCAGGAAACCGGGGCGCCGGGCACGCCGGCCCUUCUCAAGGAAACCUCGGCCAGGGCAUUGUUACAGGAGCACGGGCUUGGCAGGGAAAGGCUGUUGUGCAGAAGGAGCAGAGGAGGAAAACACGGAGUUAUGGAAACUGCAGCGAGGACGGGAAGGAAGCGCGGCACGGCUGGGCUCGAGGAGCUGCAGCGAUUGACGCCAGGAGGGGACGGGGCCGUCCCCUGCCGCGAGCUCCUCCAAGCUGGCCCUGGGCUGGUGGGGACGAGGAGGAGCGCGGCGUCUCUGGCAGCCUCGCAGCAAAUUCAGGCAUGCCCAGCUCACGUUCCAGGUUGCUGCGUACAAGCCAGCAGCUGCCUCCCGGCGCUAAGCAGAAAUACAGGUUUUAACGAGGGAGGGGGACGGGGACCGGGCCUCUGAGGAUCACAGGAUGAGGGACUGCUCUUCCCUCCCGUCUCUAUUCCCUGCGCACCAGCAGCUCUGACCUCUCCUGGUCCCUGCCUUGCAGGGUCCCUGGGGGGUGGCAAGGGGAAGCAGCAGCCGCUGGUGGGUUUCCCCGGCCGAGCGAGCAGUGGAAAGGCCCCGGCCCCAGCUGCAGCAGGUGCCCUGUGGGGCUGAGCUGCCUGCUGAGCACUGGGUACGUUUCCCCGGCCGGUGAUCCCUGCAGGGUCCGUCGACCCCAGCAGUAAAUCAUCGAGGUGGGUUUGUGCCAGCAGAGUCAGGAGCAAAUUCGCUGCUGGGAGGCCCAGGCACAGCACGCAAUGGGGUUGCUCCUCCGAUGGGUGUGGGAUCCCAGGGGCUCGAGCACCUCGGGGGCUCCCCUUGCCUGGCCCCGGUGCGUCCUGGCCCCAGGAGCAAAGUCAGGGGCGAGCGGCCUCGUUUGGCGGCCGGCAGCGGGCCACAGUUGUUUUGCACUCUCUGCAAUGUUGCCCUAGUGACGUUGGCUCCCUUCCCUCCGCAUGGUUUCUCAGAGUCUCCGGCAGCUCCACCUCCUCCCUGCGCCUUGGCUCUUGCCGCGCGGCGAGGACCCGCUGGGGAGAGCAGCCGGCCGCAGGCGCACGUGACGCCUCCCCCUCGCUCGGCUGUUUGCUCUCAGCCCCAGCAAGACGCGCUGGCCCGUGUCCCGCAGGCUCCCGGUCCUCUGAGGGCCGGAGCCUCGCGUCCUGCUGCAGGAUCCGGCCUCCGCCCCGGCCGGGCGAGGGGCAGCUGGCAGCGAGGUAACGGUUCCCAAGAUGUCCCUCUGGAACAUCGUCUCCCACAUGCCGCCGGAGGAGUUCAGCAGCCUCUUCGCGGAGUUUCCCCGCAGCCUGCGCUGCCUCCUGGCCGACUGGCUGGAGAACCAGCCCUGGGAGUUCAUCAAUGGCUCCGACGCCUUCUGCACCAGCGUGGCCAGCGGGAUGCUCUCGGCCAUGCUGGAGAAGCUCCGCAGUGCCGCCAGCAGCGAUGGGCAGCAGUGCCAGAUCCUUCAGCAAGUCAGCAGCAUUGAGAGCACGUACCGGCGGGACCCGCUGCGGCUGGUGGCUGUCCUGAAGGCGAUCCUGGAGGGCGAGAAGGCCGCCGUGCUCAAGAGGGACCGCCACCUGCCCCUCAGCUUCCACCGGCGGCAGGAGGAGCUCAAGUUCAGCCUGGGCCUGCAGCGGCUGCAGCACCGUGUCCGCGAGGUCCAGGCACUGCGGGAGCGCAGCUCGCAGCUGCGGGACGGCUCCGCAGCCUCUCUGCCGCUGAACCCACAGCUGAAGACAGAACCCAAAGCCCCGGAGAGCGAGCUGCCCACCCUGAUCCUGGAGGCCACAAAAGAGCUGGAGGUGGCCAAGCAGCAGGUCCUGAAGAGGAUCCAGAUUUGGAAGAGGCAGCAGCAGCUGGCGGGGAACGGAGCGCUCUUCGAGGAGAACCUAGCGCCGCUGCAGAAGAGGUGUGAGAGCCUGGUGGAGGUUUAUUUCCAGCUGCACCAGCAGGUGAUGGCAGCGAGCGCAGAGCUGGGGCCUGAGCUGCUGCCCCGGCUCCUGGAGCGCUUCAACGAGGUUUUAUCCAGCCUGGUCAAGAGCUCCUUCCUGGUGGAGAAACAGCCCCCGCAGGUGCUGAAGACCCAGACCAAGUUCCAGGCAAGCAUCCGGUUCCUGCUGGGUCCCCAGCUGCUGAAGGCGUCCACCAAGCCCUACAUGGUGCGGGCUGACAUGGUGACGGAGAAGCAGGCGCGGGAGCUGGCACUCAGCGCCUACGGCAACACCCUGAGCGAGAGCACGGGGGAGAUCAUGCACAACGUGGUGGCCCUGGAGACCAACCCCACCAGCGGGACCUGCUGCGCCAACUUCAAGAACGUGCUGCUGAAGAAGAUAAAGCGCUGUGAGCGGAAGGGGUCCGAGUCGGUGACGGAGGAGAAAUGCGCCGUCCUGUUCAGCACCACCGUGGCCCUGAGCCCCAGCAACCUCACUGUGCACCUCCAGGUCCUGUCUCUGCCCAUCGUGGUCAUCGUCCACGGGAACCAGGACAACAACGCCAAAGCCACCGUGCUGUGGGACAACGCCUUCUCGGAGAUCGACCGCGUGCCCUUUGUGGUGGCCGAGCGGGUGCCGUGGGAAAAGAUGUGCGAUACUCUGAACCUGAAGUUCAUGGCAGAGGUGCAGACCACCAAGGGGCUUCUCAAGGAGCACUACUUCUUCCUGGCCCAGAAGAUCUUCAAUGACCACAGUGCCAGCCUGGAGGACUUCCAGAGCCGCAGUGUCUCCUGGGCCCAGUUCAACAAGGAGAUCCUGCCCGGCCGGGGCUUCACCUUCUGGCAGUGGUUUGACGGAGUCCUCGACCUCACCAAGAGAUGCCUCAAAAGUUACUGGUCGGACAGGCUCAUCAUCGGCUUCAUCAGCAAGCAGUACGUCUGCAAGCUCCUGAGCACAGAGCCUGACGGGACCUUCCUGCUCCGCUUCAGUGACUCGGAGAUCGGGGGCGUCACCAUUGCUCACGUCAUCCGGGGCAAGGACGGCUCCAGCCAGGUGGAGAACAUCCAGCCCUUCUCUGCCAAGGACCUGUCCAUCCGAUCCCUCGGCGACCGCAUCCGGGACCUGGGGCAGCUCCGCAACCUCUACCCCAACAUCCCCAAGGACCAGGCGUUCGGCAGCCACUACAACAAAGAGCAGACGGGCAAGGACGGCCGCGGCUACGUCUCCACCGCCAUCAAGAUGACGGUGGAAAGCGAGAGGGACCAGCAGCCCCAGAGCACUGCGGGGGGGGGCCCCGAGCCCCCCCAGGCUCAGAUGUUCAGCCUGCCCGUGCUGCAGCCCGAGCUGCACCCCGAGAACCUGCAGUCGGUGCUCAGCCCCAUCUGCCCCCCUGCUGCCUUCUGCUCCCAGUCCAUGCCCAGCUACCCCGCGGGUGAGAGCAACAUGAACAUGAUGGUCCCCGAGGGCAUCGGGUCCUCCUUCCCCAGCACCUCACCGAUGCUCUCAUCGUCACUGGUCUUGGACCCUGCGCUGCCCCGCUGCCAAGACCUUGCCUUCAGGAGCCCUAUGAGCUUUAUAACCAACCAGUACAUGCCCGGGGAGGCCUCCCAGCUGCUGCCCGGAGGACCCUCGCCGGAGCCACGGGAUGAGGAGAUGCCUGAGCUGGCCCCGUUCACGCCGAUGGACGCGCCGCUGCAGAGCUCCCCAAGGAUGGCGCCCAGCAUGGACCUGCCGCCCGGCUCCGAGUUCGACCAGUUCCUACAGGAGAUGUCCCUGGACAGCCCCGCGCUGUGCCCCCCCUUCACGCCCCCCCUGCAGCGCAGCGGAUAUCCCAGCCCCAACGCUUCGUGCUGGGGGCUGGGGGAGUCCCGGUGGGAUGACAGCGUCCGGCCAGGGCACGCGUGAGGGGGCUGCGGGGGCCGUGGGACUGAGAGCCCCGACGCAGCCUCGUCUGGGCUCAUGGACUUGACACCAUUUGCGCUGGAGUGGGAACUCUGGCAGGGGAGGGGAGGGAAUUUUCCGGGGAGGGGGCAGCACUUCGGGUGACGCCCUGCCCCCCCCCACCCUGUGUAUACGCUGCACUUUGGAGCACGGAGCCGCUGCCUGCCCUUGCCGCUGCCAGCGGGGGCCCUGACCCACGUGGGGGUGCCCCCAGCCUCGCCGCCAAGCUCGGUGCCCCCAGCCCACGCUGCCGGGCUCGGCCCCCCGCGGGGGCCGGGAUGAGUCAGCCGCGGGGGCGAGAGGCGGCAGCGGGAACCGGGGGGCUGAGCGUGCCAGCCCGGUGCUCGGCAAGGCCUCUGGCUCCCCGAGGGAUGGGGGGGGGACAGAAGGACCCCCCCACACACACACACAUCAGCCCAGCUGGGGGCACAAGCCCCUCGUCCACCCGGGACUGGCACCUGCUGUGGGGUUUGUGAGCUGCCCUGCGCCCCCCCCAGCCUGGAGGAGGGUCAAGGCAGGGAGAGGGGAGCCUGGGGGUGUGGGGGCAGGAAGAUAAGCCAUAAAAUAAAGUUUUAUUCCAAAAUAACAAAAUAAAUAAUCUACUGUACACGUUACAAA